Lutzomyia longipalpis is the source of this 1447-nucleotide messenger RNA. RefSeq lists its product as uncharacterized. NCBI's taxonomy places the organism in Eukaryota, Metazoa, Arthropoda, Insecta, Diptera, Psychodidae. The record is from RefSeq and is a predicted model, not a curated record. Bases 461 to 1105 code for a protein of 214 amino acids. The transcript is spliced from 2 exons.
GGCGCACAGUGUGGAAGCAGAUGGAAUGGCCAAAGAGAGCUUUUGUGUGCUAUAUGUGCACAAAAAAAAUGUUAGCACAUCAUCUAAAGUAAAUUGAUAACACACAGGCUCCGUUGGAGAUUCAAAUUAAAUUACUGAAUAUGAUGUUUUAACUAAUUAUUACACACCAUUUAGCACCUUUUGUGACUCAGUUUUCUUCUUUCUUGAGUAAAUUGUGCGAACAUGCAUUACGAUCAAAAUGUUUACCUACAUCUCGGGCUUUGAGUGCGAGAGAGAUUCUUACAUGAUUCUUGUGCGCGAUGUCGUCUCCGUGGUUGUUUUUAGUGCCCCACCACAAUAUCCUCACACGUCCAUACUCCACGGGGUAUAUAAAAGCGCGUUGUUUCGAAUGAUUUUUGAAGAUCACAAAAGUGCGACAAAGUGUUAAAAAAAAUUGAAGUGUAAAAAAGUUUGUGGUAAAAUGACGACAAUUCUGAGGAUCACAACGCUGCUUUUGGUUGCUGUGGCUGCUAUUGAGGCUUUACCGCCAUAUCAGGGUCCCACAAAGACAGGGAAGAUUCAACAUUUAUCCGAAUACUACGCCAAUGAUCAUCCUGAUGCUCGUCCUCAGGCCCCAAGUCGUCCAACUCCCAUUAAUCCGGAUAUUGUGAGUGAACCAAAACCCGAGGAGAAGAUUCACAUUAUCAAGGAUGCCAAGGACGUUAAGGAUGUCAAGGAAGUGGAUAAGAAGGCCGAAGAAGCUCCUGCCCAUCGUAGGCGAAGGUAUGUCGAUGAUAGUGAAGCCCAGGAUCAACCUACAACGCCCAAACCAACAAGAGCUUGGUGGCGACGAAUGAACUUUGCUCGUACCACUGAAGAACCCGAGAAGGCACCUGAAAACCCCAAAGAAUCCGCUGAAGCUGUAAAAGAAGAUUCCAAAAAGGAUCCCUCUGACAAGGAUGCUUCACACGAAGAAAGCUCUUCGAAGGAAUCCACAGAGAAGAAGGAAAGUUGCGAAAGUAAUGAAGAAACAUCCAAGGAGGAGGGACACAAGGAUGGCAUUAAAAUCCAGCACAUUCACACUGAACCUUUACCAGUUAUUCAGCCUCAUGUAGUGUUCAAAUGAGUAAAGAUAAAAUGUUAAUUCUUUUUUUUUGUUACAAGACAGGCAAAUUAAAUUAUUUACCAUCUCACGGCGUUCAUCUUUAUUUACCCACAAAACUUUCACACACGCGCCAGAGGAUUGCACAAUGGUGGCUUUUCCUUUUUUUUUUCUCUUUAAUUUUCUCAUUUUUUAUAAAUCAAAUAAUAUUUAUUUUAAUCUCACUAAAAUGUCCUUAAUCUGGAUACAUUGUCAUGUAAAUCUUUUCUCUUUUUAUUUUCGUCAUGUUUAUCUCUUCACUACAAUGUAAAUGUUUAUUUCUUUUUUUUAUUUAUUAAUGUGGUAUAAUAAAAUAAUUAUUACCUA